Molecule: messenger RNA, 543 nt
Organism: Protopolystoma xenopodis
Lineage: Eukaryota; Metazoa; Platyhelminthes; Monogenea; Polystomatidea; Polystomatidae
Source: the annotation of a GenBank genome assembly
AUGGGCCGCGCUUGUGUGGAUCACUAUGCAUUUAUGCGGCGACAUUGCGUGUUUUCAAAUGACGAAUUGCUCUGCACUCUUGCCGACGUUGCUACUGGCCGUGUCACUGUUGAGCAGGCAAUGUCAGUUUCUGCAACCUCACCUCGACGCCUAAAUGAAUCAACAGCUGGAUUGGAUACCUCCUGUAUUGCCACCGUUCACCAACAGCUUGAAGUUGUGCUCAAAGAAGAGCGUAACCUGCGAAAACAGGUAGCACAGGCUGGAAUUGUUCGCUCAAAACGAAUGUUUUUUGACUCUUUACAGGAUGACGAACGAGCUUGUGAGCUGUGCCAAACCACUCUAUUUCUUUCUGGCAUAAUUUGUUCUUGUGUUCACAUGUCACAAAGGAGCGAUGAAGCCGUAAGCAAUCUCGAGCAGUCGUGCCAUGCAGAUCAAGCCGAAAUAACUUCAUUAGGAGCUAAUUUUCCUAUUGGCAUUAAGCACAAAUUGGAUAAAUGGGCUUCCUAUCCAAACGAACGUGUUUCCGGUAUGGCUGGUGAGUAG